GUCGCUCUAGGGGAUGGUGCCUGAGGGUUCCCGUGGAGUGAGGUUUGGCAACUCCUCUGCUCAGUCCAUUUUCUAACUUUGCUUUUGAUGUUCAGCGCUUCUAGCUUUUCAUAUAUAUAAUUGUUUCACUUGUUUUUUGGGGUCUUUGUUGUAAGAGGGAUCACUGGAACUGUCUGACUGCUCUACCAUCUUGGCCUCCCUUUUCUAUUUCUUGAUGCUGUUUACAACAUAGUUUGGUGCUAUACAAAGCUAAUGCAAAAAAUUAAAAAACCAGCUGCUGUCAAGCUGAUUCCAACUCAUGGCAAUCCCAUAUGAGUCAGAGUAGAACUGUGCUCCAUAGGGUUUUCAAUGGCUGGCUUUUCAGAAGUAAAUUGUCAAGGUUCCUCUGGGUGGAGUUGAGCCACCAACCUUUCAGUUAGCAGCUGAAUGUCUUACUAGUUUGCACCACCCAAAGCUAAUGUACAUGUGUUCAAAGCUAAUUUACUUACCACUGAUAACCAGAUACAGGGACUGUAUCUGCUGGACUCAGGAAUUAAUGUUGAGUGAAAAAGAAAAUCAGAGAAUUAUGUACAAUCCGUUACCAUAUUUACAAAGUUCAAAAACACAUAAAAGUAUACAAUGUAUUUUUAAAAAUAUAAUUUUGGAUAUUAUGAAAACAUAAUUAAGGAUCUGUAAAGUAAGAUAGAGUGACGUAGGACUUAUCACAUGUUGGGGGACAGCACGUCAGGAAGCUCAAGUCCGGUGUGGCUGGAUAAAAGCCAUGAGUUAAAGAAAGGCCCUAAUUGGUGGAUGUUCUUGAAACACAUCUUCAAAUUAACUUUGAUUUGAAAAGUAAAGGGGAGUAAGCUCUUCAGAAAGGGCGUGAUAGGAUCAAGGCACAUCCAAGGGGAUCACUAUGCAGUUAAAAAAAAAAAAAUUUACAUUGGAAAAAAGGCAGCUGAGGGGUAAAAGUCUCUCCCAUAGAUGGCGCUUGGUGGUUCCCUCGCUUUUAGGGAGCUAGUUCCUCCUUGCUCUGUUCCUUUAUCAGUGGCAGACAGGCAGGGUGAGGCUUGUUGGUUUAUAGGGCCAGUUAGAGGGGAGUCUGUGGAGCAGAAGGAGUCCCUCAGCUUUGUGCUUCAGAAUAAAACAAACUUUUCUCAGCCCCACCUUCCUUCCUGAUGCUCCUGCCUGGCUCCUAAUCUCCCUGGAUGGGAGUACCAGUGUUCCCAGCUCUGCUGGUGAGGGACAAAUAGCUUUGAUUCCAAAGGUGAGCGCAUGGUAUACCCCUCAUACAUCAAGCUCACGGACUCUCUUCUGGUGUCUCCCUGCCUGUCCUAGUUCCACUGGAGAUGGCAAGUUUCUCUGGCUCCUGGCUCUCUGGCUGCCUCAUCACACUCAUCUUCCUUCAGCUGCCAGCUCCAGGUUCAGGGGAUGCCAGAAAGUUCCACCUGGUUCCGCUAGGGGGCACAGCCGAGCUGCUCUGCCCCCUCCCCCUCUGGCCAGGCAUGGAGCCCACGGAGGUGAGGUGGCUGCGGUCCCCACACCCCCAGCUCUCCCAGGCUGUUCAUGUGUUCCGGAAUGGGAAAGACUGGGAUGACGGUCAGAUGCCAGAAUACAAGGGGAGGACGGUGCUGGUGAGAGACACCCAAGAGGGAAAUGUCACUCUGAAGAUCCUCAAUGUCCGGCUUGAGGACCAAGGGCAGUACCGCUGUCAAAUCCAGAUCGGCAAUCUGAGUAAAGAGGGCAGCGUCACCCUGCAGGUUGCAGUAUUAGGUUCUGAUCCUGACAUCCACGUGGAGGGCUAUGACGCUGGUUGGAUCAAAGUAGUGUGCAGAUCCGUGGGAUGGUUCCCAAAGCCCUCUGCCGAGUGGAGAGACCCUCAAGGCACAGUGCUUCCAUCCCUGUCGGAGGUCCAUGACCUGGAUGAAGCUGGACUCUUCCAAACAACGGUGUCCAGCAGAGUGAGGGACAGCACUCUGGGGAAUGUGUUCUGCAUCAUCCACAACUCCGCCCUUGGUCUAGAGAAGAAGGCGGUCAUGGUCAUUGCAGCUCCAUCUCCAGGGAGGAUCUCCUCUCCCACAGUGGCUCUUGUUGUGAUGCUACCUGUCCUGGGGCUUCUCUUCAUAGCAGGUAUCUUCCUCAUCCGGAAGCAAAGAAGAUCAAAAGAGAAGCUUCUUUAUGAACAGGCGAUGGAGGUAGAAAAUCUUCUCUCAGAUCAUGCAGAAGAAAAAGGAAGGCUCCACAAAGCCCUCAAGAAACUCCGGAGUGAACUGAAGCUGAAAAGAGCUGCAGCAAAUGCAGGCUGGAGAAGGGCCCAGCUGCACUUCGUGGCUGUGACCCUGGAUCCCGACACAGCGCAUCCCAAACUCAUCCUCUCUGGGGACCGGAGAUGUGUGAGGCUCGGAGACAGAAAGCAGCCUGUGCCUGACAACCCACAGAGAUUUGAUUUUGUUGUCAGUGUCCUGGGCUCUGAAUGCUUCACGGCCGGCUGUCAUUACUGGGAAGUAUACGUGGGAGACAAGACCAAGUGGAUCCUUGGAGUGUGUAGUGAGUCAGUGAGCAGGAAGGGGAAGGUCACUGCCUCACCCUCCAACGGACACUGGCUUGUGAGGCAGAGUCGUGAGAAUCACUACGAGGCUCUCACAUCCCCACAGACCUCCUUCCGCCUGAAAGAGCCUCCGCUGUACGUGGGGAUUUUCCUAGACUACGAAGCAGGAAUUAUCUCCUUCUUCAACGUGACUGACAAAUCCCACAUCUUUACUUUCACCCACAGUUUCUCUGGCCCGCUUCGCCCUUUCUUUGAACCUUGCCUUCAUGAUGGAGGCAAAAAUUUGGCGCCUCUAGUCAUUUGUUCAGAACUCCACAGAUCAGAGGAGUCAACUGUCCCCAGGCCAGAAAGAAAAAGCCAUGCUAAUGGCGACGUGUCCCUGAAGGUGGACCCUUCCUUAUUCCCUCCUCCAUCAGAGGAGCUUUUCCCACUCAAGGACCUCAGCCCGGCUCUUCAGGGGCUCAAGGUACCUUCCUUUUAGGGAUGUGCCUCAAUUCCUGCUCCCCUGACUGCCCAGUUUAGCACCCUGGAUUGCAAUCUCCUGGCCCAAUUCAUGAUUCUGGAAGUCUCACCUCCUUACCCCAAGGCCAGACCCUUUAUUGUGGUUUCUAUUUGCUCUACUUUUCUCUCAGGGCUCAGUUCUGAGCCCUGCAAGGAGAAUUCCUAAAAACCAAAUAUAUAUCACUUUAGGUUUAGGUGGAGAUGUUGAAUGUGUGUCACUGAGAUGUAGAGCAGGUUCAGGGGAAGGGGUUCUUUGCUCAGGGGAAUAAUUAGAACUCUCUCUACCUCAUCCUGCACUCAGGCUUUUAGUUGUAAAAUUAUGGUCCCCAGUCCCAGACUGAAUCUCUGCUUCUUACUUCUCCCAUCAAGGACUACUUUUCUCUCUCUCAAUUCAAGCCUUUAGCCCCCAAAGUCAGUUUUUGAAAGUAAACCCUUUUGGGUCACAGCCGCUUCCUUCCUUUUUUCAGGAAUAUGGGGAAGGAGGAGAGGUGAAACAUGCCAUCCUUUUCUAUUUUCUUGAUGCUGUUUACAACAUAGUUUGGUGAUAUCCAACACGGAUGCAAAAAAUUAAAAACCAGCUGCUGUCAAGUUGUUUCUGACUCAUGGUGAUCCCAUGGGUGUCAGAGUAGACCUGUGUUCCAUAGGGUUUUCAUGGCUGGUUUUUCAGAAGUAAAUUGCCGAGGUUUCUCUGGGCGGACUUGAACCACCAACCUUUCAGUUAGCAGCUGAGUGUGUUGCCCAUUUGCACCACCCAAAGCUAAUAUACAUGUUUUCAAAAGCUAAUCUAGCCACCAAUAAUAACUAAAUACAGGGACUUUAAAUGCAUAUCUUUAAUCCUUAAAAGACUCAGGAGCACAAUCAGGGAGCUCAGAAGUACAACUUCAAAAAGAGCAGCUCAGACAUGUGUGGCCUUGAAAGACAGCGGCAAAUGAGUCAACCUGGUGUGCUGGUGUUUUCAAACAAAGGCUUCAGACCUCCUGAGAUUCAGUGAGGACCAGCUAUGAAAAGUGACAGAUUUAGCUGCCAAAGUUGGAGCUGUUUCCACUCUCUUUCUUUUGUGUAGCAAACAGCCUCUUAGGUCAGAUAAUAUUGAUUUCAAAUAGGAAGUAGUAGGCUAGGUGUGAGGAUAAAAUAAUGAGCCUGAUUUUUUGGUGUGGCUUGCAGAAAGAAGCCUAGUUACUUUAAAGUCACACCACAUAUGUGACCUGGCCUGCUUGUGGAGAUACUGGCUAUCAGUUUGCAGAUGGGAACACAGUCUACCCAAGAGAAACUUUAUCUUGCUGUCUGUCAGAAACGCCCUCUGUUAGUGCUCAAGUGGAAUUUUUUGUUUGCUUUUAUACAUUUCUUAAAUAAAAGUUUGGUAUUUCCUUGUUUGGCAUGCUGUUAUUUUCACUGUGAAUGAGAAGUUGUGGGUAAAGACUUCGGGCUGCUAAGAAAAAAACACAUCUGGAAUUGAUUUCCAAACAGUCCACCCAAGUAAGCUGUAACCACAAUUAAUAAAGCCACAGUUUCAUUCCUGAGUCUGCCUUCUCAGUAUUAUAUUUAUAUCAAUUUAUAAACUAAUACUGUACAUACCUGUUGACAUCGAGUAGACCCUGCCUUGAGGGUCUUUCCACUUGGCCCAGUGCUUUAGGAACCAUCCCACCGACCUGCACACCAGUUGGAUCCAUCCAGUCUUGUAACCCUUCACGUGGAACCUAGAACUGAAGAGGAGAGACUACCUGACUGAACCAGCCCAGAAAUGGACUGGCAGGGUCUUGCCAAAGGGCAUGGUCUCAGCAAGAGCCCUCUUUUUCCUCCCACAGGGAAAACUGUUACUCUA
This is a messenger RNA of Loxodonta africana (African savanna elephant), 4850 nucleotides long. Its product is annotated as erythroid membrane-associated protein. Gene Ontology annotation, molecular function: signaling receptor binding. Gene Ontology annotation, biological process: regulation of cytokine production; T cell receptor signaling pathway. The record is from RefSeq and is a predicted model, not a curated record. Bases 1329 to 3008 code for a protein of 559 amino acids. Gene Ontology annotation, cellular component: external side of plasma membrane. NCBI's taxonomy places the organism in Eukaryota, Metazoa, Chordata, Mammalia, Proboscidea, Elephantidae. The transcript is spliced from 12 exons.